GGGCGGACGGGAGCCGUAGUCCGGGCGCGGCGGCGUGCCCGAGGUCGGCGGGGCGGAUGGCGCUGCGCGGCUCGCUGCGGGCCGGCCGGGCGCUGCUGCGCGCCCCGGGGCCGCCCGCCCGCGGGCUCUGCAGCCGGCCGCCGGCCUUCGGGUUCCUGUUCGAUGUGGACGGCGUGCUGGUGCGGGGCAGCCAGCCCGUGCCCGCCGCCCGCCGCGCCUUCCAGAGGCUGACGGACGGCGGCGGGCGAAUGCGGGUGCCCGUCGUGUUCCUGACCAACGCCGGGAACUGCCUGCGGUCGGCCAAGGCCCGAGAGCUGUCCCAGGCGCUGGGGCUGCAGGUGUCUCCGGAGCAGGUGAUCCUGUCCCACAGCCCCCUGCAGCUCUUCAGCCAGUUCCACCAGAGGUGCAUGCUGGUGGCCGGGCAGGGGCCCCUGGAGGAGAACGCCCACAACCUGGGGUUCAAGCACGUGGUCACCAUAGAGGCUCUGAGGAAGGCAUAUCCCCUGUUAGACAUGGUGGACCUGAGCCGGAGGCUGAAAGAACUGCCUCCUCCCACCACUGGCUUCCCCACUAUAGAAGGGGUGGUUCUGUUUGGUGAGCCAGUGAGGUGGGAGACGAGCCUGCAACUCAUUGCUGAUGUACUCCUGAGCAAUGGGAACCCUGGGGCAGAGCGGCAGGAUGUACCAUACCCUCAUCUGCCUAUCCUUGCCUGCAACAUGGACCUCCUGUGGAUGGCUGAAGCCAAGAUGCCCAGGUUUGGCCAUGGCACUUUCCUCCUCUGCUUGGAGAGCAUCUACAAGAAGGUGACAGGCAAGGAGCUGAAGUAUGAGGCCUUGAUUGGCAAACCCAGCCCCGUCACCUACCGCUAUGCCCAGUACUUGAUCCAACAGCAGGCAGAGAAGCAGGGCUGGAAGGCUCCCAUCCGACGCCUCUAUGCAGUUGGGGAUAAUCCUAUGUCUGACGUCUAUGGGGCAAACCUCUACAACAACUACCUCAAGUCAGCUCAGCAGAACCAGGUCCAGGCUGGGCUGAAGAGGAGCCCACAGGCAGCCAGUCCCCAGGCUGAGGUUUCCCUGGAGUUGAGGAAUGACUGCAACAACUCAGUGCAGAGCUGCGAGUCGAUUCUGGUCUGCACCGGGGUCUACCGCCACAACGGUGCCGUUCCCAAGAAAACAGUGGAGACAGUGUUCCAUGGACAUCGGGACUUCAGCUUCGACCCCAGCCUGCUGGAGGCAUCUCACAUAGUGGAGGAUGUGGAUGAUGCUGUGCAACUUGCUUUUAAAAAAGAAAACUGGAGCUAGGGGUUAAGACAGGUGUGCCUAAAGAUCUGCUGUGAGGGAUUUUAUGUACUGGAAAGAGGGGAAGAAUGGGGAGGGACCUGGGGUGAUUUUCUAAUCUAGCUAACAUUUAAGAAAACUCCCUGUUGCAGCACUAAAAAGCCCUUAAUUUUAUUGAUACUCAUCUGCCAUCCUGACAGCUGCCCACAGACUUUCAACUGUGACUGUGCAUUGCUGCCAGCCAUAAUUGAGCCAUAAUGGAAACAGGGUAUAGGCAGUAGGCUUGUCCCAGCAAUCCCAGUUUUGUUCAGCUCUCACAGGUCCUUCUUUUCACACUUUGUGUGCAAAGAUCAGGGGAGCCCACCCUCCUCUUUGUGGGGUGUUUGAGGGCAAAGCUCUUCCCCACACAAGGAGCCAGCAUCAGCCAUUUGCAGAAUGUGCUGUUUGUCCAGGCUGUGACUCUUGCACACCAGAAGCUGGGCUGCGGUGGCACCAUGCCAAGAGAAGGCUUUAAGUCUUAACAUUCUCCUCGUGAAGAGUAAGUGCCUACAGACUUUAACAAAUUCUCUUUGCCUGGGGAUUUGCCACUGCAUCACUGUCAGCCCGAAACAAAGUUCUGUUUUGCAGUCAUCUGGCAGCUGUGGAGAGGCAGAGCCCCUCAAAGGAAGCUUCAGUAGCCAGAGCAACUUGCUGCAGGGCUGAGGUGAAAGUUAUAUUGUUCCCUCCCCCCUAUUUAGCAUUCUGUGAACACCCCUGCCUUUUCACAUCCCACCAGGGAGCCAGCAGCCUGUGCUCAGCAGCAGAGGAAACCACCAACAGAGUUUGAAUUGGCAGAGUUGUCUUUGCCCAGAACUCAGUGCUGCAGCAAGAGGCUUUUUUGGCACCCACUCUGAUCCCAACUGUUGCCGGGAACAUCCACCUGCUCCAGCUGGCACAGCUUCCAAGAGGGCCCUUCUUUGGAACAAGGGCCAAACAAAAAGAGUCACAGUCCACCUUUGCUCCUUCCUUGCAUGCAAAGAUUCAAAGAGAAGAUCAGUCAAGCCAGGAUAGUACCAGAGCCCCAGACUCCCAGAACUGAUCUUUUAGAAUACAAAUGUCUGUGUCUUCCAGUUCCUUUGUUCCUCUCAUCCUUCAUGUGGUUUGCAGCUCAGGGAUACCCCAUACAGUCUGACCUCUGGUCCCUCCUCUUUCUUUAGCAAGCAGGUAGAGUCCCCCUGACAUGAAUUAGCAGCUGAGCUUUGCCUGCCCAGGAACUUUUCCCUAACAACAUGCACCUUCUAUUGCCUCUGUUCUCCUAGCUCUUCUAUCCAGAGAAAGAUAAGACUUGUGUCUCCAUAGACAUUCCAAAGAAGAUAAGCAAGGUUUGCAUGAGAAAUUAAUGUGAAAGAUUUGGCUUAGCGAGGAGUGUCUUAAUUCCAGAGGAGCACUGUGAUUUUAGAAGCACAAAUCAGCCUGUGUAUAUGCUGAAAAGCCUUGGAGCGAACACAACUGAGUUGAUUUUCCUAACUACAGUCAGCUCACAUCACACUGAAGUAUCAGAAACAGGUCUGCUCUGCCUCUUCUUUCCUCCUUCCUGCUUUUCUAGGCAGCUCCAUACACAGGGUGCAAACUAGAUGUUCUGCACGGAAGUUUGAGUUCUUGAUUCAAAUCUCAGCAUCCAUGUGCACUGAAAUUCUGCUCCAGCAGCUCUCCAUCCUCUCAAUACUGAAGUAUCUUCCUAGGAAGGUCACUGCAGCUUAGGCUCUGUUCUUAAGUUGUGCCAGGCUCUGUGUGUGAAGCAGAUCAGAUGCUCUUUCACUUAUCCAGGUAGAAGAGUUCAUUCUCUGUUUCUCUAUCCUGCCCUUCUUGAAUAGGAGCAGAAAAAUACCUCUUUGCAUGUGUUUCCCUCAGUGAAAUCCACAAUUGGAAGCAGUUUCUUCCUCUCUUACCAUUACUUGGGGUUCUUCUCCUUUGUCUCAUCAGGGCAAGAACUGCUUGGCUGCUUCUAAAAGCAGCUGUAAUGGGAGGAACACGGAUUUGAAUCCUUUUCCUUUCGCUGCAGAGAGAAGGAAAUUACCAUUUCAUCUCGUUGCACAAAACAAGGGCUUGUCUCCAGUUCCCAGAAGAGCAGGCACAGGGAAGGACUUGGGAAAUAACACAGGGAAGGUCCUUUGGCUGCAGCACCUCCCCACAGUCACAGCUGUGCUGUGCCCCCAGCGUGCAAGGCCUGAAACUGGAGCCCAAACCCCAUUUAUUCAUAGGGUGGCUCCAGUGUCCCUCAGCCUUGUUUUUCAGAGGUGCCAUCCACUGCAGAAAGAGGAGCACUCCCUUUGCUUGCAGUGCUUGCUGACUUGGGUGGGAGCUGUCGUGGGAUUCCUUGGAAUGCUCCUGAUGGACAGACCUCGGGGAGCUGGUGGCUGGCAGGAAGAACGAGCCACACCUUCAGCAUGGUGAGUGCUGACUGCAGAAAGGCUGAGCUCUGUCCAUCUGCAGCCAGCCUUUGGCAGAGCUCUGUCUUGUUGCUUGUUAGGAGUGUGGUGCCAGUUACUCAGAGAAAAGGUGCUGCUGAACACUGUGCCCUGAGAACUGUGGCACCUCUUCCAAGGUUUGCAUUUGUUUGCAUUUGCACAGAGAGGGAGCCAGGCAUCUCCAUCUUUGGAAUAGCAGUGGAGGUGAGCUGACUGAUGUGAAUCUGCUUCAGAUGCCAAAUGUGCUUUUAGCUCUGGAUUAGGUUUUUUUUUUCCACACUCACAGUGUUCUGUGAGUCUUAAAAAUGUGUAGGAGGACCUUCAGUGAUAAGGAAUUUUAAAAAAAUGCUUUGCUUGCUAGUUGAAAUUGAACAGAAGGGAGGAGAAGGAAUCUAGAAAUAUCUUGUACCCUUUGCCUAAUUAAUACCAAGUAAGGUUGCAUAAAAAACUCUGCUUUGCUGCUCUCUGCACUAAUUAGUUAGCCAGAUGGGCUGCCCUUGGUCUGAGCAAUGCAAAGACCUUUCCCCUCUUCCCCUUCUUAGAUCCUUGAAACAGUGCACUUUGUCCAAGUCCCUGCUGGGAAUUGCAUGGACCCACUGGAUGAAGUAGGAAAUCUGGCUUCUCCAGCUGCUGUUGGACACUGGCUUGAUUCUGAAAGGUUUCUGUUAAUGACAUUGCUUGGCAGGUCUCCUCUGUUGCAUGAGUUGUGCUAGAGUGUUGUACUUGUAGCUUAUGUCCAGUUCAUUUAUGGACAUCUGUUGUUGCCAGAAUUCAGUGAAAUCCUUUUUCCUUGGAACUGCAGCUUCCUGGAAUUAGCUUCCAGCGUGGCUGGAAGGAAACUUCCUUUGUCUCAUGUGUUGCUCAGAAGAGGUGUCUCCAAAGCAGUAUUUCUGUCCUUUGGAGCUGUCAUCCUUCUGUGCAGAUUGUGGGACCAAGCAGGAGAGAUCACCACUGCUGAUCCAAUACCUUGAUACUUACAUGGUGCACUGCCUGUACAACAAACAGGGCAAAGACCUGAUCCUAACAACUCCAUCUUCCAAAGAUGAACAGGUUUUUGUCAAGCCAGAAGGGAGCUUGCAACUGAAGCUAGCAGGAAGGAACCAAGGGAUAGACCUUGUUUUGGAUCUGAAGCCAAGAGCUUUUAUGGCAUGCAAUAACAUGGUGGCCAGAGAAGUCAAUUCCUUUAUUCCACAGGAUGCAUGCAACUGCUAACCUGGCAUUCAGGGCAUCAGAUAACACUGCUGACCCCUUCCUUCCAGUCCUAAUCCUGCCAUGUCUUUCCCCCUCCAAGAAAUGGUAAUGUUUCAGAUUGUGUCAUGUGCACUGUAGAAGAGUGAUUAUAUAUCAUUCAGAGAAAUUACAAACUGUGAUUAUUUUAGAUUUCAUAUUAAUUUCAAUGCAGUUACAGAGUUGCUGCUUUGUUCAACCACAUAUGUAAAAUAAUAAAAUAUGUUUUCUUUGAAAUUAA
Molecule: messenger RNA, 5192 nt
Organism: Pyrgilauda ruficollis (rufous-necked snowfinch)
Lineage: Eukaryota; Metazoa; Chordata; Aves; Passeriformes; Passeridae
Gene: HDHD5
Product: haloacid dehalogenase like hydrolase domain containing 5
Exons: 8
Coding region: 57-1301 (414 amino acids)
Biological process (GO): glycerophospholipid biosynthetic process
Cellular component (GO): mitochondrion
Source: RefSeq, a predicted model, not a curated record